AGAAUAGAGAUCUUUAAAUAAACCUUGUAUGAAAACCGUUAAGGGCUAGUUUAAAAACUAUAUUUUCUCAUUGAAUUUUUAUUUUUUUUAGAAAAAUGAACUAAUUUUCCUUGGAAAAAUAAAAGACUCUAGGAAAAUGUAGUUUCUAAACUAAUCCUUAAAUAAAAAAUGGGCUAAGAAAAUACUAUACAGCAAGUUGCUAUAUCUUUGUUCUGUCCUCCUUCCGUUGGCGUAUCAUGUUCUGCACCUAUUCCUCUGUACUCUGUACGGGUCCUGUCCGGCUGUGAGGCUGUCCACCAGCCAGACUCCCUGACCCUGCGAAAACACUUCACCUGCUAGUACAAGACGGCAGUCGCGAUUUGCAAACGUACGUGAUAGGACACUGACACCCCAGUCGCUUGAUGCAUCCACUGCGUUCUCCUACCAAACCAAACCAAACCAAACCGAUCAAGGCAAAGGGGCGGUGAGUCGGUGACCGCCGGCGACACCACGGACGGGGACGGCCGGACCAAACCAAGCGGAUGACAACGGCGUCGCGGUAGCCCCCGCCCUGUCGGGCCGUGGGGUCUGCGGGCCCCGCGCUACGCGACACGGGACGCCCCGCUCCGUCAGGCGUCAGUCACCGUCCCGUCCGUCCGUCCGUCCGUCCCCACGGCUUUCUCCCACUCCGCUCGCGGCUCGCGGUCGCACGCAGCGCUUCCCGUAUCCGGAUCCAGCCGGGGCUGGCUGCCCGCGGCGCCCGCCACGUGGCCGCCGCUCUCCCGCGCAUGUCGGCGGGCGCUAGCUGUCCUGUCCUCGUCGGUCGCCGCCCCAUCCCGUAUCCCGAUGCCCGCCCGUCCGGUCGCUGCCCGCCUGGCGGCGCGACACGCGGCACAGCUGACACUGGCGAGGGCGGCCGCCGGCCGGGCUGUUCGGUCGCGGCGGCUGGGGCCUUGGCAGCGCAGGACUCGUUACGGCCGCCGCCGCCGCGGCGGGGUCAGACAGAUGCGGUGCACGUAACGUAAGCUGGAUACGCACCCCCGGCUGCGCUCACCCACUCGCGCCCGCGAAAAAUCCUGCCACGCCCUCCCACCAACUCACGGCCCACGCCACGCUUAACCCCCACCUGGCCGUCCGCUUAAUCCCCAAGUAUUUAUAGACCCCAGCGCUCAUAGACGCAAGAGAAAGAGUCAGAGACACACACACACGCAGACGGACGGACCACUAGCAAACAGCAGCGCCCCACGAUCAGCACCCCUGCCGCCGGGGCAAACUGCUGCUGCUGCCGAUCCGGUCCGGGGGAUGGAGAGGGACGCCACAGCCUUCUGCCCGCCGCCCCAGCCCGCCCCGGCUCCGGCGUCGCAUGCGGCGGUGCUGGGCGCCGGUGUCGCGGUCGCGGUCGCGCCGGCGGCAGGGAACGGCCGCGGCGGCGGCGGCGGAGGGAAGCAGUACCGCGGCGUCCGGAUGCGCAAGUGGGGCAAGUGGGUGGCGGAGAUCCGCGAGCCCAACAAGCGGUCGCGGAUCUGGCUCGGGUCCUACUCCACCGCCGAGGCCGCCGCGCGCGCCUACGACACGGCCGUCUUCUGCCUGCGCGGCCGCGCCGCGCGGCUCAACUUCCCCGACCAGCUCGACGGCGCGCAGGCGGCGGCGGCGGCGGACAGCACGGAGGGGGCGCGCAGGAACGGGGCCGGGCUCACGGCCGCCGCCAUCCGCAAGAAGGCGGCCGAGGUCGGGGCCCGCGUCGACGCGCUCCACUGCGGCGCCGGCGCUGGCCUAGCGGGCGGCGGCGCCUCUCCGCUGCUGCUGUCCCACCGCCGUCGACCCAAGAACCCCGACCUCAACCGGGAGCCCACCCCGGACACCUCGGACGACGAGUAAAGCGGGGCUAGUUUUUGUCGCCGUUCUUCGUCCUCCUCGGUCUACCAGUCCCUACUCCCUAGCUACAUAGCUGUAGCAGAUAGAGCAAGCAACCAGGUGGACCCAGGAGGCCAGGACACACGGAGGGGCGCGGGAGGUCCCGGUCGCAGCGCAAGGUGUUCGAUGGGCUGCGGAUGAGCUCCAUCCAAUAAUGGAGUCGCGACGUCGACGUCAGGGCCGGAAGCCUAGCCUAUCGUGCGAGCUCUCCCGGUCUCCCCGUAGCAGGGUGACACUGACAGACGGGUGCGUGCGGGCGGGCGGGCGGGCAUGUAGCUCAAGCAAGACGGCUAUGUACCUCUCAGCCUUGGCAUAAAGACGUGUAAAGGAAAACAUAUAUAUAUACUCCCCGGCAAGCAAGAUGUGUUUUUUCACUGACGGA
Messenger RNA from Zea mays, 2275 nucleotides. RefSeq lists its product as uncharacterized. Lineage: Eukaryota; Viridiplantae; Streptophyta; Magnoliopsida; Poales; Poaceae. The record is from RefSeq and is a predicted model, not a curated record. Gene Ontology annotation, molecular function: DNA-binding transcription factor activity; DNA binding. The coding region runs from base 1282 to 1857 and encodes 191 amino acids. Gene Ontology annotation, biological process: regulation of DNA-templated transcription. The transcript has a single exon.